Molecule: messenger RNA, 844 nt
Organism: Bactrocera tryoni
Lineage: Eukaryota; Metazoa; Arthropoda; Insecta; Diptera; Tephritidae
Exons: 2
Coding region: 83-697 (204 amino acids)
Source: RefSeq, a predicted model, not a curated record
AGAGCAAAAAGGACGCGUUGGACGCAAGCCAACUCAUCAGCACCUAUCAACAUUAACAACCAACAAUAUCAAGAGGCAAAGAAUGAAAGUCGUUAUUGUAUUACUAACGCUUACAGCGGCAACAAUGGCUCUGACCGACUUCCAAAUUACAGACUUCUCAACAGCUCAUAUAAUUACAAUAAGCAAAGGACUGGCCAAAAUACAAGACGUAACGUUUAAAUUAAUACACCUUAUCAACGUCGAACUGUACGAACAAUUUUUGGCAGAGGUAAAGCAAUUCAUGGACAAAAACACACAGACAAACAGUAUAUUUUACUCAACUUUAAAACAAGAAAUAGAACAGACUAAAGAAGCAAUUAAAUUUAUUAAACCAUCAGGUAGAAAAAUUAGAAGAUCAAUUAACAUCCUGGGUACGGCAUGGAAAUAUUUAGCUGGAACCCCAGAUCACGACGAUUUUGCUGCAUUAGAAUACGACACAAAACAAUUAAACGACAAUAACAAUAAACAAUUUCUACUAAAUCAAGCACUAACAGAACGUAUGAAUAACCUCACAGUAAUUACGGACAGACUAACAAACGCAAUAACAAAAGACAGCUACUUCAAUGACGAACUAGUAAUAAGUAUUCAAAAUAGAUUACGUUUAGUUAAGGAAGAAAUUGUAAACGUUAGAUAUGCCAUCCAAUGGGCAAAACUAUAAUUAGUAAAUAGCAUUUUAUUGAACAAGAAAGAAUUAGAAUUAACUCUUAAAACACUUGAAGAGGAAAGGAUGCCUUUUUCAUCAACUGAAGAAGCCUUAAGUUUUGCAGAAACAAGCGUCCUUUAUAAUUUAGCAAUGUUAGCGUAU